CACCCUCUCAGUUCAGUUGAAAGUCAUUUUGAUGAAUUGUUGUUUGUGUUGGUUUAUCAUCUAAUUGUAAUUAAUUUUGAUUGUUUUAUAUUUAUAAUGAUGAUACGAUCAAGUUUAUCUUGUUUUUUAUUCACCUUAGUAUUGGUCCAAUUGAGUAUUUCACAAACACCAACCAUUGAGGUUUGUUCGGGUAACAUACUUGGUGACAAGAAUCCAAAUGGGUGUCUUAUCAUUAUCAAAGAUUGUGUUUACCUUUACAUGGAGAAAAUUGAGAUUAAUUGGAAGAUAAAUAAUGUCGAAGGAUCUGAAACCAUCAUGCCUGUGGUAACACAACCUGAGGUUAAAGCUCAAUGUGGAGCUGAAUCAUCUAAAUCAAUUGGUUAUGCUUACCCAUCACAAUUUGGUCUCACAUUUUCCAAAGGUCUCACUAAUUCAACAUCAAUUACCUUUGAUACAAUUGUUGAUGUUAGCAAAGCAAACAAUUAUUGGGUCUUGGCAAAUUCAACGGUCAAUCUUAAAGUUGGAAAUGAUGCUGGUCGCGUGUUUGACCUGAGAACUAGCGAAAUCUAUGCGGCCAAUACUUUCUCUUUCCACUGUUCUCAGGCAAAGAUUAACUCAAUACGAUUAUCAAGUGACAAUUCUGGUGAUUAUGUUAUUGUUUCCGUCAAACGAUUACAAUUUCAACCUUUCAUCUCUCGAAAUCCAAACAUGUUCUUCACGGAUAAUUAUGAUUGCGCCAAAUGGUUCACCAUUUCAACCUGGAUGGGCUUCCUGGCCAUUUUAUUAUUCACCGUAAUUGUAGCAACCGGCGUGUACUUUUUAUCACAAAUCCGGACAAUGGAUCGAUUUGAAAAUCCAAAGGCCAAACCAAUCAGUGUGCCCACAACCGAAUAAUUGAAAUUAUUCUGAUGAAACUUUUUUUUUGUUAUCCCCUCAUGAGAAAAAGAUAAAUCAAAUUCCGUGUUUGUAAAAAGAUAAACCUAAUAUUACAAUUACGCUUGGUUCAUUCCAAUUCAAUCACAUAUCUAGUCCAGAAAACAGGAUUGAUUGUUUGUGGUUUUUUGAUCAUCAACCAACUUUACUUUUGCUUUUUAUUAAUAAGUGUAUCUAACCAAUAACAAUAUUUAUUUGGAUUGUAAUUCAAGAAGAAACAAUUUAAACGAUUUGAACGAAGAAGAAGAAGAAAAAAAAGUGUCAAAAAGAACAAAAAAAAACAAUGAUGAAUAAAAUCACACUUCACUCUUUUAA
Molecule: messenger RNA, 1248 nt
Organism: Panonychus citri (citrus red mite)
Lineage: Eukaryota; Metazoa; Arthropoda; Arachnida; Trombidiformes; Tetranychidae
Product: V-type proton ATPase subunit S1-like
Exons: 1
Coding region: 97-894 (265 amino acids)
Cellular component (GO): proton-transporting V-type ATPase complex
Source: RefSeq, a predicted model, not a curated record